Molecule: messenger RNA, 598 nt
Organism: Dendronephthya gigantea
Lineage: Eukaryota; Metazoa; Cnidaria; Anthozoa; Malacalcyonacea; Nephtheidae
Product: adenylyltransferase and sulfurtransferase UBA4-like
Exons: 3
Coding region: 36-584 (182 amino acids)
Source: RefSeq, a predicted model, not a curated record
CUCCACAUUAUAUAGAGCUCACUGGCUGCACCAAGAUGGCGGAUUCAAUCUCAAUGCGCGUAGCUCUUUUUGGCAUCAGAAAAACUUUUCCAAAUGUUAAACAACUGCAAACGAAAGAUCUGGAUGAAUUUAUAGUUGGAAACAAGUAUAAAAACCUUAUUUUAUUGGAUGUUCGUGAGCAAGAUGAAUAUGAAGUGAGUCAUUUGCCAAAUGCAAUACGAGUUGAACCAGACGAGGCUGUUGACCAGGUUAUGACGAAGAUAAAAGAGAAGUUAGAAGAUAUCUCAAACUAUCAUGUCAGGGUUGUUUGUUACUGUUCAGUCGGUUAUCGCUCAUCAGCGAUGGCACAAAAACUCUACCGUCAAUUUAGAAGAUUGAUAGAAACAGAACAAAUUGACAUUGUGUCCAAAAUAUAUAAUCUUGAGGGAGGGAUAUUUAAGUGGGCCAACGAAGGAAUGGAACUGAUUGAUUGUAACAAUCAGGAGACAAAAUAUUGUCAUCCAUACAACUUCCUGUGGGGCAAACUGCUUAAUGCACAGCUUCGAAUAAGUGAACCCACAAAGCAGCUGGCUCAAAAUUGUUAAAGCAUUGUUUUGCA